AUGAGGUAUUUUUUGGAGUUAGUUUCUUGUUGCGCCGCGCCGACGAUACGCGAGCGUGAAUCUUCGGUUCCGGUGGAGGAUGACGGAAGGUGGCUGGUUCCGGCACCGGUAGUUUCUACGACAGCUUCCUCUUCAUCUUCUUCUUCUUCUUCUCAACGUCGAUAUCGUAAGAAGCAUAAAAAGAGUGGCUCCGGUGAAUGGAGGCCGUCGUUGGGAUCGAUCUCGGAAGAUGUCAUGGUUCAGCCGAAACGGACGGUGGCUUGUGCGGGAAAAGAGGUUAAGAAGAAAACUGCUCCCCGUGGUGCUGCCAAGGUGUAUCACCGGAGUCACAGCGACGGCUAUCACGGGCCUAUGAUUAUGCCAGUAUUCUCUGCAUCGCCAUUCAUGUUUUGA
Vicia faba (fava bean) is the source of this 393-nucleotide messenger RNA. The record is from the annotation of a GenBank genome assembly. Lineage: Eukaryota; Viridiplantae; Streptophyta; Magnoliopsida; Fabales; Fabaceae.